Messenger RNA from Helianthus annuus (common sunflower), 3016 nucleotides. RefSeq names its product glutamate receptor 2.7. Gene Ontology annotation, cellular component: plasma membrane. Gene Ontology annotation, molecular function: glutamate-gated receptor activity. NCBI's taxonomy places the organism in Eukaryota, Viridiplantae, Streptophyta, Magnoliopsida, Asterales, Asteraceae. The coding region runs from base 79 to 2880 and encodes 933 amino acids. The record is from RefSeq and is a predicted model, not a curated record. The transcript has 4 exons.
UCCACUCGUGUCUCCCUCUUUAUCAUAAUUUUGCUAUGCUUCAAACCCACCAACAAAUUCACAAAUACAAGAAUAUCCAUGAAGAUUCUUCUUCAUCAUACACUAAUCCUUGUUCUACUCAUGAACAUGUUAUCCAUAGUUAACAGCCAAACAAAAACACAUGUAAAAAUAGGAGUUAUUCUAGAUAUGAAUACCAGCAUUGGCAAGAUGACCAAGACUUGCAUAUCAAUGGCGACACGCGAUUUCUAUCGUAAACACGACAACUACACCACGGUCAUCCGCCUUCACUUUCGUGAUUCCAAACAAGACAACGUUCAAGCAACUUCUGCAACAAUCGAUCUCUUAAAAAACGUUCAAGUCAUGUCCAUUUUCGGACCCAUGACAUCCGCACAAGCCGAUUUUGUCAUCGACAUAGGUAACAAAUCAAAGGUUCCUAUCAUAUCACCCGCAACAAGCCCAUCACUCUCACCAUACAACAACCAUUACUUCAUCCGGUCUGCACAUGAUUCGACGUUACAGCUAAAACCGAUAACCGAACUGAUCAAACACUUUAGUUGGAGUGAGGUUGUGUUUGUGUAUCAAAAUGAUGAGUAUGGAAGAGGCCUUGUUCCUUAUUUAUCCGAUGCCAUGAUGAACAUUGGGACCAAAGUUAUGCACCAAACAGUCAUACAUCCUUCGGCUUCUGAUGACUGGAUUCGUGCGGAAUUGUAUAAGCUUAAGACGAUGCAGACUCGGGUUUUCGUGGUACACGCGUUACCAGAUUUGGCUUCGCGGUUUUUCAAGAAAGUAGACGAAACAGGAAUGAUGGAAGAGGGGUAUGUUUGGGUUAUAACCGAAGUGUUAACGAGUCGUUUGCAUUCGUUGGAUCGUGAAGAUGUUGAUUCAAUGCAAGGAGUGCUAGGUGUGAAGUCGUAUAUCCGGAGGACGAAGGAGGUAAACGAGUUUGAGAAAAGAUGGAAACAGGAAUUCCGAAGGGGGUAUCCAGAGGACGAAGUGACGGAACUAGACAUGUUUGGGAUAUGGUCGUAUGAUAGCGUUUUUGCACUAGCGAAAGCGCUACAGAAAGUAGGAAAUGAAGUUAAUAUGACUUUUCACCGAGACUCUCGGGAGUCAACAAGCGAUUUGGAUGCCAUUGGAACCUCGGAAAUGGGGUCGAGUCUAGUUAACUUGAUCCGAAACUCACGGUUUAAAGGGCUGAGUGGCGAUUUCCAUGUUGUUAAUGGACAGUUACAACCAUCGGUGUACGAAGUAGUGAACAUUAUAGGAAAGGGGGAGAAAUCGAUCGGGUUUUGGAGUCCUGAAAACGGCAUGUCGAAGACGUUAAACGGUCGAACAAAGGAUCUUAAGGCGGUCACAUGGCCCGGUGACACUCAUGUUAUCCCUAAAGGCUGGGAGAACCCAACUAGCAAUGAAAACAAGUUAAGAGUUGGUGUUCCAGCAAAAGGCGGGUUUGUUCAGUUUAUCGAUGCCAACACUGACCCUCAAACCAAACAAGUUGUCGUGACGGGGUUCUGUGUUGACGUUUUUGAUGCGGUCGUUGGCGCAUUGCCUUACGCGGUCAAACACGAGUUCAUACCUUUUGUCACUCCAGAUGGCAAGAAACCUGCUGGAAGCUAUAGUGAUCUUAUUUACAAUCUCUCGGAUGGGAAAUAUGACGCAGUGGUUGGAGACAUCACGAUACUUGCAAAGCGUUCGGAUUAUGUCGAUUUCACAUUACCAUACGCCGAAGGUGGUGUUUCAUUGAUCGUUCCAAUCGAAGACGAAAGAAAGAGUGCAUGGAUCUUCAUGAGACCCUUAGAAAAAGAGCUUUGGAUAACAACCGGAGCCUUUUUCAUAUACACAGGGCUUGUGGUAUGGAUUCUCGAGCAUCGUGUAAACAAAGAAUUCCGAGGCUCUCCUGGGCAACAAGUCGGAAUGAUCUUCUGGUUUUCGUUCUCCACACUCGUUUACGCACACAGGGAGAAGUUGAUAAGCAACUUAUCGAGAUUUGUGGUGAUCGUGUGGGUGUUUGUGGUGCUGGUACUGACGUCAAGCUACACCGCAAGCUUGACAUCUAUGUUAACGGUACAAAAGCUUCGACCGAGUUACACUGACAUUGAUGAGAUCAAGAGAAAUGGCGAAUCGGUAGGAUACCAAGAGGGUUCUUUUGUUAAGGAUAUGCUGAAAGGUAUGGGUUUUAAUGAUAGCCAGUUGAAAAGCUACAGCACGUUUGAGGAUUACGACAAAGCCCUUAAAAACGGAAGCCGAAAAGGAGGAGUUUCUGCGAUUAUGGAUGAGCUCCCUUACAUUCAGGUCUUUUUGGCGAAAUACUGUAACAAGUAUACCAUGACGGGUCCCACUUACAAAACCGCAGGCUUUGGCUUUGCAUUUCCAAAAGGAUCCCCGCUGGUCCAUGAUGUUUCUAGAGCAGUCCUGCAAGUGACAGAGGAGCAAAUGUUGAAUAUUUCCAACCAAUGGUUUGGAGCAGCAGCCAGUUGUGACCAGCAGAAUGGAGCUAAAGUCAACUCUGACAGACUCAGGCUCGAUAGCUUCAAAGGACUUUUCCUCAUUGCGGGUUUAUCAUCAACCUCGGCUCUCCUAGUUUUCUUCUUCAGGUUUUUGCAUCAAAACAGAGAGAUAUUGGUGUCGCAAGAUUCACUUAGCCAAAAGAUUGCUGCAAUUGCGAAGAUAUUUGAUGUGUUUAAAGAUGAUGAAGUCAGAAAGUCAAACGUAGAAGAAGCAUUUGAGGAAUCCGACAACAAUAAUAGUCCUGCAAUUAGUGUGUUUCAUCAAGAAGCAGGAAUGUUCUCGCAUGAUGAAGGGUUAUUUACACCUACGGAACCUGGUACUCCAGUUCAUGACACGAUACAAGCUGUAGAAACUACGACCAAUAUUCGCUAAUCGUACAUACAUGAUACAUCCCUCGUUAAUAUCAGCUGUUAGUUUAUAGUACUAGCUUCUCAAUUUCUAUUCUAUUUGUAAAAACACCAUCCUAAAAUUCGAUAUGGUAUAAAUUCAGUUAUUAUAUCCAUAACAC